CAUUUUUGUCUGUUUAUUUGUAUUUUACAAAGUAAAGUACUUGAGUACUUUAUCCACCACUGCUGCCUUCAGAAGUCAUAAAUAGCAAGCAGGUCUCUUCUCUGUUUGAAGAAGAUUAAUGACAUUCAAAUGUUUCAGUCACACCCUCUUCCACUUUGCAACAGACCAAUCGUAACACACCUCUGAGUCAUUUUUGCAGAAAACGAAACAAUGCUUGUGUAACAAAGCGCGCCUUUCCUUCCUCAACACAAACAUGGCAGAGCCUCACAUUCCUGUCAGCAUAAAUCACCUCUCUUGUCCGAUCUGCACAAACCUUCUCAGGAGUCCCACCACCAUCCCCUGUGGACACAACUUCUGCCGGGACUGCAUCGAGGGCUGCUGGGGUGCGGAGCAGAGGGACGUCAGCUGCCCUGAAUGUUUACAGACGUUCCCCUCCAGACCCUGUUUGAUCAGGAACACGACUCUGGCUGAGAUGGUAAGAGACACGGAGACGGGUCCGAACAGGAAGAGGAAAGAAGAGGAGUCAGCUGAGGCCCAGCUGAAGAGAGGCCGGAGCAGCGCAGGCAUGUCAGGGAACACUCUGUGUUGGCGCCACAACAAACCUCUGGAUGUUUACUGCUACACAGACUGGAAGAUCAUAUGUGCUGACUGCGCUGCAGCCAGGCACAGCGGACACACAUUUGGGCUGGUGAUGAAAGAGCGGGAAAGGAAACAGAAUGAGCUGAAGAUCUUGCAAACAAAACUGAGGGAGACGCUUCAGGAGCAGCAGAAACAGCAGCAGAACAUGAAGAAGAAGUUUAACCAAAUUGAGAAGGAGGCCAAGAAAACGAAGGACGACUGUGAAACAGUCAUAGUUGAAGUCAUUGAUUGCAUUCAGAGACACUGCCUGUCUGUGAGGAAGCUGGUUGAGGAUCAGGCGAAGGCAGCAGCAGCUCAGAUCAACGUUGCACUUGAGGACCUUGAGAUGAAAAUAGAGGAGAAGAAGAAGAUGCAUGAUGAGCUCAAUCUCCUCGCACAGAGUGACAACAGUGUCGUUUUUCUGCAGGAAUGGCCCAGUAUGCAGAGUCACUGUGAAAAAGUCCUUCUGCUUUCCUGCAAUGAGAGCUCAGAGGACCAACGUUCACAAUUUGAAGUUACAAAGAGAGCUAUAGAGCAGAUUGGGAGGAAGCUGGAGGACUUCUGUCACCAACAAUUUGCUUCAAUCUCUCAAAUUUGCAAAGAUGAUCAGGAGGAACCAGUAAGGGAAAGAAACAUGGAGGAUCAGCAGCAACAAUGGGAAUCCAGUGACGCUUGGACUGGAGAAGGUUGUAAAGAGAACGUGGAGCCUACAACUAGAGAAGACUUUCUGCAGUAUGCCUGUGACCUCUCUCUGGACCCCAAAACGGCUCAUAAGGACCUGAUCAUCUCUGCUGAAGACAAAAAGGUGAUGAGGUUGUCCGGCGACAGAUACCAAACCCCAGCUUCACUUCAUCCAGGGAGGUUCAUCCAUCGAUACCAGCUGCUCUGCAGGGAGGGCCUGCAGGCCGAGCGGUGCUACUAUGAGGUGGAGUUGGAAGGAGACAAGGCAGAGAUCGCCCUCGCAUACAAAGGGAUAGACAAGAAAAGCAGCAUGAAAAAGUCGGCGUUUGGGGCCAAUGAAAACUCCUGGAGUCUUGAUGUCUCUCAGUCUUACUCUGUGAGCCACAGAUCAAAUAGCGUCGAGCUCACGCAGGAGCGCAGGGGAAAAAAGAUCGGAGUUUAUCUUAAAUUCAAGGAGGGAACUCUGUCUUUCUACGAAGUGUCAGACAGCAUGAAGUUUCUGUACAAGGUAGAGACCCAGUUCACAGAGCCGCUGUAUCCAGGGUUCUGGCUCGACAACAAAUGCUCCAUCAGGAUCUGUGAUUUGAAGCAACACAAGCAGUAGAUGUUCACAAAGAGCCAGACAUUUCAGAUCAAAAUGGGAUUUCAGCGGCUCAGGCGUUAUGCUCUGUGAGUUCAUGAUGGUUUGACAUUUCCUCUUUGUGUAUUUUCAUUUGCUGUAAAAAUAAUGCUCUGAAUCCAAUAAUAUCACUUACUAUUAUUUAGCCCAUUUUCUGUUUUAUUAAAGCUUCUUGUUUUUUAUUUUGUUUUCUGGAUGGUUUUGUUUGGUGUACAUGUAGAAUAAGCUUCAGACUUGUCUGAAUUACAUGACAGAGCAGAUGGACAAAGCUGAAUGAUUUCCUUCAAUAUCUGUCACAGAUCUGGGGUUUUUGGGUUUCAUCUGUGUUUGCACUUUGACUAUUUUCUUAUUUUCUUUAGUCCAUUAUCUCAUAUGAAUCUUCCUUCCUCUAUAAUUAGUUGUAGUAGUUCCUUGUCCCCUUGAUUACCUCUGUGUGUGUUUGUUGUUCUGCUGAGUUCUCUGUAAGUGUUUAUCAUUUAGUCAUUUUCAUCUUACGUCUGCCCGUUUGAAGUGUGAGAGUUCAAUCUAAUAUCAGAUUAAAAUGUGCUUUUAACAUUAUACAAUUUCAGUAUUUGCAAUACUUUUAUUCUUUAGUUUCUUUAAUGUCUUGUAAAGCACUUAAUCACCUUGUGUAGAAAUAAAUUCGCCUUUCCUUUAUUAAAUGUGCCGUCUUUGAGCAGAGGGCAUGAAUAUUUAUCACAUCCAUGUAUCUACUUUUUUCUCUCUUUAAUAAAAGCUAAA
This is a messenger RNA of Xiphophorus maculatus (southern platyfish), 2659 nucleotides long. RefSeq names its product tripartite motif-containing protein 16-like protein. Gene Ontology annotation, molecular function: protein binding; zinc ion binding. The transcript has 7 exons. The record is from RefSeq and is a predicted model, not a curated record. The coding region runs from base 254 to 1903 and encodes 549 amino acids. NCBI's taxonomy places the organism in Eukaryota, Metazoa, Chordata, Actinopteri, Cyprinodontiformes, Poeciliidae.